Molecule: messenger RNA, 1489 nt
Organism: Chara braunii
Lineage: Eukaryota; Viridiplantae; Streptophyta; Charophyceae; Charales; Characeae
Source: the annotation of a GenBank genome assembly
GCUGGGUUUGUCUCUAGAGAAUACCGAAUUUUCUGAGCUUGAUGUUAGGAGUUGUGUCGAUGACUCGAGGUUAGUUGAUGGUACUGAUAUGGCCGAGGUCUUACGUUUGAAACAGGAUCUCGACCGGCUGGUCUGUGUCCCUUUGGAUAGGAACCCCGGUGACACAUUGGUGAUGUGUCCGGUCACCUAUGUGGAAGUUAUGCGUAGCACCUUCGUUUGCAAUGAAGGCUACAAGAUCAUACGGAAGGGGGAGAGACAGGUUCUCCGGGAAUGGGGUAUGGAUUUUCAGCAUGUCGACUUCAGGCAACUCGGGAGAUGGAAGAAUGAUGGGAGACUUGGCGCGGCAUACGCAUUGCCCAAGCAUAAGGACACUGAGAAGUAUCGGCCGAUCUGCCCGGCUUACCAAGAGCCCUCAAUUUUGUUGUGCAAGAAGAUUGCGCAAGCGAUGAAUGGCAUGUUAUUUGGCCUUCCAGCAAGUGGGCACUUCAAUCUGAGAUCAGUGGGUGAGAUGAAGGGGAGACUACAUGCAUUGAAUGUGAAAAUGCGGCGAGUGUGCAGUGAUGUCCGGAUUUUGACGGGUUCGUACGAUGUUCAAGAUAUGUUUAGUAAACUUCCGCAUAGUACGAUUGAGCGGGCUGUUGAAUGGAGUGUGUGGUCGCAUAGGUCACGUGGGAGAUCCGGGGUGUUUGUGAAAAGAAGAGGGAGGGGAUGGAAACUCAGCCGGUGUGAUUCCGUUGAGGGAUAUGCCUUUUUGAGUUUCGAUGUGAUCCAGCAGUUUGUCUCAUUCGAAUUGGAACUCUGCUUCACGGUGGCGAGUGGGUACAUUGUGCAACAGUUGGUUGGCAUACCCAUGGGAAAGUCCUCUAGUCCGCCUCUUGCAUGCUUGAUGUGCUCGAAGGCGGAAUGGGACUUUAUGAUCACAUUGGGGAAUCAGCGGAGAUUGAUAGGAGGGUUGCGAUUUGUUGACGACGCCUCUGUAUUCGUGGCAUACAAUGCCCGGAAACCCGACUCGAAGGUGCGGGCUGAAGCGAUUCUGGCAAAAUUUGAGAGGUGCUAUGAUGAAGCACUGACACUGAAGAAAACAGACACGAGUGAAGGUUGCUGGGAGUUCCUGGGAUGUAAACUCAACAUGCAGGAGAACUUCCCUUACCUUGGUUGUUGCCAGAAGCUGAAGAAUGAAAGGGAAUUGAGGAUGGGUCUUGAAUUGACCUUCCGCACUUUCCAGGACUUUGAGUCAUGGACCAGUAAGAAGGCUAAGUUGGCGGUCAUAGUCAGCGCGCUGCAUCGCAUAGAUCAGAACUCUAUGGAAACCCCUGAUAUGAUCGGUGCUCUGAUCCUUCUUCGGAUGGAACUACGGAGAAGAAGGUACCCAGACUCUUAUUUUGAUCGAGCUAUUAAGAGUUUUGCUCGUGAUAAGAGCAACCUCUGGAAGCUGUUGGCCGAACUUCUGACCAGCGCGCCGGAGUAGAUUGGGUUUUGUCUCCGAUCU